AUGGACGACCACGGGCCACAUAGGAUCCCAGGUCAGGUAAGAGGGCGUUACCUCCCACACAGUCUCGGGGCAGAGGGGAACACCCACCACCGCAAUGCCAUACGACGCCUGAUAUGUACCGACACCCGGAUAGAGGGCGCAAGACGGGAGGGCCGGGGGACUACUGCAACCAAUGAGAGCACACAUGCAGGGCGCUGGGCCCACAAUGAAAAGGGAGCAAAACUACUGCUCCAAAAUGCCCCAUUGAUCAAGCUUACCUUCCAGGCAGAAAAGAGGCAGGGGCACGUAAACGAGACUGUAAAAUACCUCAGGCAGGAGUUGGCUGAUCGAGAUACUUACCACCACAGAUAA
Molecule: messenger RNA, 351 nt
Organism: Pelobates cultripes (western spadefoot toad)
Lineage: Eukaryota; Metazoa; Chordata; Amphibia; Anura; Pelobatidae
Source: the annotation of a GenBank genome assembly